Molecule: messenger RNA, 2533 nt
Organism: Drosophila sulfurigaster albostrigata
Lineage: Eukaryota; Metazoa; Arthropoda; Insecta; Diptera; Drosophilidae
Exons: 10
Coding region: 450-2513 (687 amino acids)
Biological process (GO): nucleoside metabolic process
Molecular function (GO): catalytic activity
Source: RefSeq, a predicted model, not a curated record
UUCAGUCGAAAUUAGUUCUUUGGAUGCAACGGACGCGGUCGAAGCACGAGCUUUGUGUUGUAUUUAAAAUCGCCCUUAUUGGCCGGCAUUUUACGCGCGCUCUGUAUUUACAAUUUUCUGCAAGCGACGCGUGCAACAGGACGUAAACAAAACGCAACGUUUUGUUUGUUUAAAUUUUAGAGCCACAUCAAACGGAUUUAAUCGAAGUACAAAUUAGACGAGUUACAGCAAACAAAAAAGUAAACACAAAAACCGGUUGCAAAAAUAAAACAACAUCACAACAACAACAACAACAACAAUAAUAAGCAGUAGCAACAGGUGAGUUCAAUGCAAAAACACAAAACGAAGCGAAAACAACACGCUGGGCUCUCUCAAGGCCGCUCCUCAGAGUAUAGUAUAACGACGAAUAGCUGAAAAUCGCUUUGGAGCGCGCGAGCAAAUCGGGAAUUAUGUCAGGGCGCAGAAGUCAGACACAGAUGGCGCCACCGCCGCCGCCACCCAAGCCAAACAAGGCUCAGGCAACGGCAACGGCAACGAAUGGCAACGGUGCUCUGCCGAAUGGCACCGCCAACAACAACAGCAGUUACAACGGCAAUAAUAAAAGUGUCGCAGUCACAACGUCAGCGGAGGAAAGCCAAAGCCAGAGCCAGAACAGCAACGCUCCCCAGAGGAGUCAGACACCGCCACGGACAGAGCAGGUCGUGAUGACGCCCCGGGGCAAAACCGCCAACAGCACCGUCAUUCUCAUCGAGCGCAAGCUCGUCGAUCAGAUCAAUGAUCGCGUCCAUGUCGCUGGCGGCGAUCACACUGGCAUCAUCAUCAACAAGGACACCAUCGCCGGACAGAAGAGCGCCAGCAAGGCGGCAGCCCUUUCACUCGAGUUCCGUGUCUUUCUGGUCAGCGCCAAUACGGGAAAACAUUCGCAGGAGUCGCGCACGUUGCGCUUCUGGUUCCGCGAUUGGCUCACCAACGAUGAAAAGCAGGCUCACAUUGCCCAGGACUUCUUCAAGGAGCUCGUCAGUCCGCAGGACUUUCCCAGAGAUUAUGUUGGCUUUAUCAAGAAGAUAAUGAAGCUGUUGCAGCACGGUUACGCCGAGAUACAGUCCAUUGAGAUCGAGCUGCGCAUUCUGGAGGAGACAUCAGCGCCGCCGUCACGUCCGCCUCGCGAUGGCUACAUCAUCUAUUGCUAUGGCGACUGCAAUCGCAAGUUCGAGGAGGCGCUCUUGGCCCAGAAGAAAACAGUCUCGUUGGAGGAAUCACAAUUCGAAUCUCCGCCAUUAACACAAGAGAAGGUGCUGGAACUCAUCGAGCAGGCUUAUCCGAAUCCUGUUUCUCCCGAGGACUUGGCCAAGGACUAUGGCUGGAGCGAGCAGGAUGUGCUGUUGGUCAUACAAUCGCUGCAGGAGCGCGGCCUCAUUAAGCUGAUGGAAUACAAUGCGUACACGCGCAUUGUUUACGAGGACAAGGAGAUCAAGGUGGUCAAACAGAUGCCGACGAUAGCCUCGAAUAAGCAGCCCACCAUUGCCAUCAUUACCGCGCAGUAUUGCGAGAAAUUGGCCGUCGAUGCCAUGUUGGAGAACAAGGAGACGUUUGUCCGUUAUACCACAGUCGAUUCCGAUCCCAAUCUAACGAACUCACUCAGAAAAUCCAAAAAGAAAGGCCGAUUUGGCGAAUCAAAUGUUUAUACCUUGGGCAACAUUGGAGCACAUCGAAUUGUGAGCACAAAACUGCCAUCGGUGGGCAGCACACGGGAGGCGAUGACAGCGACUGGCAAUACCACGACCCGACUGCUGGGCACAUUCCAAAAGGUUGACUAUGUCUUCAUUGUGGGCGUGGCCGGCGGUGUGCCCCACUAUACCGACUACAAGAAGCAUGUGCGACUCGGUGACGUUGUCAUCUCGUAUGUGGACAAACAGCGUGCGCUGAUCAACAGCAAGGAGAAACCCUACGUCUAUGUGUACAAGAGUGGGGAGGACGUCAAGACCUAUUUCCCCAUCAACGAUUCACUGCAACAGAUUGCCGAGAGUCUGCAAGCGAAUAUGGAAGUGAAGCGACCCUGGGAGAGAUAUUUGAAUGAUGCCCAGAAAACGCUCGCCCAGCGAACGGAAAGUGACUUUGGACGUCCCGAUGCCAAGACGGACAAACUGUUCAUGAACAUUGGCAACAACGAGGUCAUCGAAGUGGCCCAUCCGAUUGCCGCCGAUGAGGUUAACGGCAUCACACGACCGCGCCUGCAUUUGGGACCCAUUGGGUCGGGUCGUGAUCUGGUCCGCAGCGAUGAUUUGCGCACACAGUUUGCUCGCAAAUUUGGUCUGCUCGCCACGGAUGUGGAGAUGAGCAAUGUCCUCGACAGCAUCAUUGGCAAUUGUCGCGAGAGUUUCAUUCUGGUCAAGGGCAUUUCGGAUUACAAGGAUGGUAUGUCGACGCGCAAAUGGCAGAAUUAUGCCUCACUCUCCGCCGCCGCCGUUGUCAAAUCUGUCAUCUGUGGCAUGGAUGCGCCGACCAAUGUUUAAAUUCUAUCAAAAAACAAAAA